Messenger RNA from Yarrowia lipolytica CLIB122, 573 nucleotides. RefSeq lists its product as uncharacterized. Gene Ontology annotation, biological process: Golgi to plasma membrane protein transport; protein localization to Golgi apparatus; intracellular protein transport. Gene Ontology annotation, molecular function: GTPase activity; GTP binding. NCBI's taxonomy places the organism in Eukaryota, Fungi, Ascomycota, Dipodascomycetes, Dipodascales. Gene Ontology annotation, cellular component: Golgi apparatus. The record is from RefSeq and is a predicted model, not a curated record.
AUGUACCAUCUGGCGAAGAGCGUGUAUCAGCAGCUGACGCGCAAGGAGGAAUACUCCGUGCUCAUUUUGGGUCUCGACAAUGCAGGCAAGACUACCUUCCUGGAACGGUUGAAGGGCGAGUUUGGAGGCAAAUCUCUCCCUCCGGAACGAAUCAAUCCCACCAUUGGCCAGAACGUGGGUCAUGUGAUUGUGGACGGAAUGCAUCUCAAAUUGUGGGACGUCGGAGGCCAGGAGAACUUGCGGACGCUGUGGAACGCGUAUUACGCCGAGUGCCAUGCGAUUGUGUUUGUGGUCGACUCAACUGAUCGCGAGCGACUGGAGGAGUGCAAGAACACCCUCAAGGAGGUGGUGGUCAACGAGGCCACGGAGGGCAUUCCUCUGCUGAUGCUGGCCAAUAAACAGGACUGCGAAGAUUCGAUGGACGUGGUGGAUAUCAUUGAGAUUUUCAACAAGAUUGCCGAGCACGUGAGCGCACGUGACUCCAGAGUCUUGCCGAUAAGUGCCAAGGAGGGCACAGGAGUGGGAGAUGCGGGGAGAUGGCUUGCGGUGAGGUUGGGGAGAGUGCCGGUUUAA